This is a messenger RNA of Trachemys scripta elegans, 2654 nucleotides long. It is a transcript of the gene MYPOP, whose product is annotated as Myb related transcription factor, partner of profilin. Bases 343 to 1455 code for a protein of 370 amino acids. Lineage: Eukaryota; Metazoa; Chordata; Testudines; Emydidae. The transcript is spliced from 2 exons. Gene Ontology annotation, cellular component: nucleus. The record is from RefSeq and is a predicted model, not a curated record. Gene Ontology annotation, biological process: regulation of transcription by RNA polymerase II. Gene Ontology annotation, molecular function: RNA polymerase II cis-regulatory region sequence-specific DNA binding; DNA-binding transcription factor activity, RNA polymerase II-specific.
CGGGCGGAGGAAGGACGGGGGAGGCUGGCGCCGGGCUGCAGCAGGGGCCGGCGUGGGCAGGGGCGCGCAUUGCGGAGUGGGGGGCACAGACCCCCCCCAGCAGGGUGGGGGGCUCGGCUGCAUGCCGGGGAGGGAAGGGAGCAGCGGAGAGGAGGUCAGACUAGAUGAUCAUGAUGGUCCCUUCUGGCCGUAAAGUCUAUGAGUCUCUGAGAUCUGCAGGGCACCGUCUUGCCUGGCACGGUGCCCCCUUCCUCUAGCACCACCGUGGGGCCCGCCUCGCCGUGCAGGGUAUCCACGCCCUCCGGGGACCCCCCAGCCACCCCUCCCCACUGGGCGCCAGGCAUGCCCGGGGACGCCGAGGAGAUCACCCGUUUGCGCAAGCCCCGCUUCUCCUACGAGGAGAACCAGAUCCUUAUCCAGGAGGUGCGCGCCCACUACACCAAGUUGUACGGUGCCCAGAGCCGGCAGGUGACGGUGGCCGAGCGCCGGCGCGUCUGGGAGGGCAUCGCCGCCAAGAUCAACGCCAUCACCAGCUGGAAGCGGACGGGCCAGGAGGUGCAGAAGCGCUGGAAUGACUUCAAGCGGCGCACCAAGGAGAAGCUGGCGCGGGUGCCCCACUCCACCCAGGGCGCUGGGGGAACGGCUGCCAGCGAGGAGACCUUCUCGGCGGAGGAGGAAACCAUCUUCGCCAUCCUGGGGCCCGGCGUGGUGAUGGGACCUGGUGGGGCCGAGCAGCACCCCACAGCCUUCGCCCACAGAUACCACCAUGGCUCUGAGACGCUGGCCGGGGGCAAGGUCUCCUCCAGCCCCGAGCCCUCGGUUCAGCCCCCCUGCUGCGCCCUGGACGGGGUCCUGCUGCGGCCCAAGGAGCGCGACUCGCCGGCGCCCCCCUCGGCCGAGCCCUCUCUGCAAAUCGUGCGGUUGGCACCCUCGCCGGCCAGGCUGGGCCGCCGGCCCCACCCGGGACACUCGCCCACAGAGCAGCCAUGCAGGGAGCGGCUCCCGGGCUCCCCGCCGCCCCGCCGCCGGCGCCCGCGCCCUGAGCCACCCCCGGAGCCCUCGCUGGAUCUCCUGGCUGCCCAACGGGAGACGGCCGAGGCCAUUCGCGACCUGACCUACACCGUGCACCACAGCCUGGACCGUCUCACCAACGUGGUAGCCGCCCUCCUGCCCCUCCUCCCGGCCCAGGGACCUGGCCUGGGCGCCCCCCGGGGGGGCCUCUUCCACCAGCAGGCGCCCGUCGGCUCCCCACUGCCAGCACCCCCCGCCAAGAGCCCACUCCCCGCCGAGACCUUCGCCGCCAAGGUGGAAAUGUCCCCUGAGCCGGCGGAGAAUGCGGGACAAUCCCAAGGGGUCCUCCCCGCCGAGGCCCACCCUUGCCGCAGCUCCCCGCCACUGAAGCGAAGGAAGGGGAUCCCCACUCGGAAGCGUAGGGGGCGCUGGAAGAAUCUGUGACUCCCCAGAGCCUGGGGCUCCCCCACAGAGGAUCCUGCCCCCCAAAGUAGGUGGGUGCAGGGCACCCGCCACGGGACAGCGAGAGUUCGGUCACUCGAAGGGAAGUUCUCCUGAAGCCCCCCCUCCCAUCCGAUUGUCCCACACACCCCACGGCGCAGGGGACGCCCCAUCUACUCCAACAGGGAGCGAGUCCCCCUCCGCCCCCGGGCUUUGCUACGAUGAGCCAAGUGGUCAGCAAAACCCUGGCAAAAGGGCUGAAUGUAUCUGCAGCUGGAAAUCGGAGACUGCCACAUCCUCUGCCCCAGCUCUACCGGUGCCUCCCACUCCCAACCCACAGGCCUCCGGGUUCCCCCCAGCUCUGCCGGUGCCCCUCACUCCUGACCCGCAGCCCCCUGCCAGCCCAGCCCUGCCCCCCCCAGCUCUGCCGGUGCCCCUCACUCCCGACCCACAGUCCAUCUGCUACUCCUGUAACUGGCCAAUGCCACUAAAUUGUGUCCGGGCAUGGCCAGGUUUAUAAAAUGGAUAAACUCUGUCCGGGAGUCGGGUGAGAUCCCCAACCCCCCAGGCCAGGACUGAGCCCCAGGGCUGCCCAGGGCAGGGAGGGGCGCUUGUUGCCUCCCUCCGGGGUCCCCCUUCAUUCCCCCCCCAGAUUUGUGUGUCUGUCUUGGUGAUGCCCUGGAGGGCUCCGACAACAUAACCCUCCCCCCCUCCAUGCCCCAAAGUCGGGAUCUGUGUCCAGGCUUCAUAUCCCAGGUCUGGGUUCAGAUCCAGCGUCCAGCCCAAGAUUUGGGGUCCCUCUUGGGGGGCCCACAGUCCCCCCCCCCCCCCCAAGCGACAGACCACGGCGGGGUGGGGGCUUUUAUUCCUCUGCUACCGAGGCGGCGGAGAGCAAAGAGUUAAUGGUCCCAAGUGUGUGUGUUUGUGGGGGGGGGGGUGAUUUCAGCACACAUGACCGGACGGGGCGGGUGUCAAAUCUAGCCCCUCCUUCCUGCGUCACAUCCCCUUAAGGUCACCCCGGGGGGGGGAGGGGGCAGUGGCAGACACCCCAGGGCCCCUGCCUGGGAAGGCGCCGCUCGGGACUGCCCGUUCGCAGCUCUUGGUCCAGACCCCUCCGGGCUGCAAAUAUCCCACCCCCCACCAGGGACACGCAAUAAACUAUUUUCAUACUGAACCCUGCGACCUGUGGGGCGUCUUCGCGG